CGGGGUCAGAAGUUGUCUCCAGCUCCUGGAUGAGUGUCUGUCAAGAGAGAGACUGUCAGCAGAAUGGCGCAGAAUAAUUCAUCUUGUGAAAAUUGGCUGGCAGCAGAGAACACCUUGAAAAAGUACUACCUCUCCACAUUUUAUGGGAUCGAGUUCGUUUUCGGAAUGCUUGGGAAUGUCACAGUGGUGUUUGGCUACCUCUUCUGCCUGAAGAACUGGAACAGUAGCAACGUCUAUCUCUUUAAUCUUUCCAUCUCUGACUUGGCUUUCCUGUGCACCCUUCCUAUGCUGAUAAAGAGUUAUGCCACUGAGAAGUGGAGCUAUGGAGAUAUUCUCUGCAUAAGCAACCGCUAUGUCCUCCACGCCAACCUCUACACCAGCAUCCUUUUCCUGACUUUCAUCAGCAUAGAUCGGUAUCUGCUUAUGAAGUUCCCUUUCCGAGAACACAUUCUGCAAAAGAAGGAGUUUGCCAUUUUAAUCUCUUUCGCUAUCUGGGUCUUAGUGACUUUAGAAAUUUUGCCUAUACUCACUUUCAUUAAUUCUGUCCUAACACAAAAGGGCAACAGCUGCAUCGACUAUGCAAGUUCCGGAAACCCCAAAUACAAUCUCAUUUACAGUCUGUUCCUGACUUUCCUGGGUUUCCUCGUUCCUCUUUCUGUGAUGUGCUUCUUUUACUACAAGAUGGUAGUCUUCCUAAAGAGGAGGCGCAGGCAGCAGGCGACGGCCCUGCCGCUGGACAAGCCUCUGCGCCUCGUGGUCCUGGCGGUAGCAGUCUUCUCUGUGCUUUUCACACCCUAUCACUUCAUGCGCAAUCUGAGGAUCGCCUCACGCCUGGAGAGUUGGCCACAGGGAUGUGCGCAGAAGGCUAUCCAAACCUUGUACAUCCUGACCAGGCCCCUGGCCUUUCUGAACAGUGCCAUCAACCCUAUAUUCUACUUCCUCAUGGGAGACCACUUCAGAGAGAUGCUGUUUAAUAAGCUGCGGCAAUACUUCAAAUCCCUUACGUCCUUUCGGAUGCGAGCAAGUGGAUGAAGAAGUUUUGACUCUGACACAAUCUGAUUGGCCUGCUCUUUGAUCACCUCCCCCUGAGGGGGGAGCAGCCUUACCAGGCCACAGAAGAAGACAAUGCAGCCAUUCCUGAUGUGAUCUGAUAGACUAAGAUCAGAAGGAAGGAGAGGAGGACCUCCCCUAUCGUGGACUUGGGG
This is a messenger RNA of Psammomys obesus (fat sand rat), 1205 nucleotides long. It is a transcript of the gene Sucnr1, whose product is annotated as succinate receptor 1. The record is from RefSeq and is a predicted model, not a curated record. Gene Ontology annotation, biological process: G protein-coupled receptor signaling pathway. The transcript has 3 exons. Lineage: Eukaryota; Metazoa; Chordata; Mammalia; Rodentia; Muridae. Gene Ontology annotation, cellular component: plasma membrane. The coding region runs from base 64 to 1032 and encodes 322 amino acids. Gene Ontology annotation, molecular function: G protein-coupled receptor activity.